GUAUAGCUUUAUUGUAUUUACAUCUGUAUAGAAUCUUCAACGUGGAGGAAUAUUUGAAGCGAGCUAAAGGUCACAUCAAGCUAAGUUUACAUUACAUACGUAGUAGACGUCAAUCAUUCCUGUGUGGCGAUGCCGGCCCAUUAGCCGUAGGCGCUGUCAUUUACCACAUGACUGGCAAAGAGGACAAGAGCCAAGAGUUACUACUGAGGUUGAAAGAUAUGCAUUAUGUCGUGUUGAGUCCAGAAUAUAUUGUUCCAGAUGAAAUGUUGUAUGGAAAAUCAUGGUGCCAUGGUUCACCAGGAGUUGUUUAUAUGCUGUUACAGGCCUACAAGACUUUCAGUGAUGACAAAUAUUUGGAGCAUGCCAAAAGUUGUACAGAUAUAAUAUGGAAAAGAGGUUUAUUAAAGAAGGGUUAUGGUCUAUGUCAUGGCACUGCUGGCAAUGCCUAUGCUUUCCUGGCUCUCUAUAGAGUUACUGGCGAUAACACAUAUCUGUACAAAGCUUAUAAA
Messenger RNA from Saccoglossus kowalevskii, 509 nucleotides. Its product is annotated as lanC-like protein 2. Gene Ontology annotation, cellular component: plasma membrane. The record is from RefSeq and is a predicted model, not a curated record. NCBI's taxonomy places the organism in Eukaryota, Metazoa, Hemichordata, Enteropneusta, Harrimaniidae. Gene Ontology annotation, biological process: carbohydrate metabolic process; peptide modification.